Messenger RNA from Salarias fasciatus (jewelled blenny), 2926 nucleotides. It is a transcript of the gene slc26a11, whose product is annotated as solute carrier family 26 member 11. Gene Ontology annotation, molecular function: secondary active sulfate transmembrane transporter activity. Gene Ontology annotation, cellular component: membrane. The transcript has 15 exons. Gene Ontology annotation, biological process: sulfate transmembrane transport. Bases 346 to 2076 code for a protein of 576 amino acids. The record is from RefSeq and is a predicted model, not a curated record. Lineage: Eukaryota; Metazoa; Chordata; Actinopteri; Blenniiformes; Blenniidae.
CGCGGUUCACAGGCAAAUUGUUUUUAGGAAGUGGUUUUUAAAGAGAAGUAUGAAGCAAAGAGGAGCUGGAAAUCACUGCAGAGAGCUCAGAUAAUGUCCCGGGUCUUUAUUCUCCUCUGCUCCUGCCACACAUCUUUCUCCAUGUGUGUGUCAACAAACUAAAAAGGUAAAAAUUUUUUGCACAGCUUGACCAUGCUGCUCACAUAACUCGUUGGAAGUUUAUGGGACCUUCGGGGGCAAAAGGGGAUCUCAGGACUGUUAAGUGCAGGUCACUUUUGGGAAAAAAGGUUUUUAACCUCCAUGACUCCAUCGUAGCACUUGGCCGGUGCUUCUAACAACUGUGUGAUGGAGCAGCCUCUGCUCGGAGGAGCGCCGGCCAGGCGCUGCUGCUCCUCCGGCACGCUGAAGGCCUGGCUGCCCAUCCUGUCCUGGCUGCCUCGCUACAACCUGAAAUGGCUUCAAAUGGACGUCCUGGCCGGCGUCACCGUGGGGCUCACCACGGUCCCGCAGGCGCUGGCCUACGCCGAGGUGGCUGGACUUCCUGUGCAGUACGGCCUGUACUCUGCCUUCAUGGGGGGGUUCAUCUACACCGUCCUGGGGACGUCUAAAGAUGUGACUCUGGGUCCCACGGCCAUCAUGUCCCUCCUGUGUUACUCUGUGGUUGGGGGCGAGCCCUGCCGGGCCGUGCUGCUCACUCUCCUCUGUGGACUCAUCCAGGCCACCAUGGCUUUACUGAGAUUAGGUUUUCUGCUGGACUUCAUCUCUUAUCCUGUUAUAAAAGGCUUCACUUGUGCUGCUGCAGUAACGAUUGGUUUUGGCCAGGUCAAAAAUAUUCUGGGAAUCCACGGCGUCCCGCAGCAGUUCUUCCUGGAGGUGUAUUACACCUUCUACAGGAUCCCGGAGGCCAGGGUCGGGGACGUGGUCCUGGGCCUGCUUUGCCUCGCUGUCCUGAUCAUGCUGACCUUCAUGAAGAUGAGUCUGACCUCUGAAGAUGCUCCCGCUUGCCAAAGAGUCGCCAGGAAUAUUGUGUGGGGCGUCGCGACCAUGCGUAAUGCUCUGGUGGUCACAGCCGCAUCCCUCGUAGCAUUUUCCUGGGAAGCUUAUGGCCAUCACGUGUUUACAAUAACUGGGCAGACUGCCAAAGGACUCCCGCCAUUCAGACCACCACCAACCUCAGACAUCACACCCAACGGUACUGUGGUUUCCUUCAGGGAGAUUGUGGAGGGAUUCGGAGGAGGACUGGCAGUGAUCCCCUUCAUGGGCCUGCUGGAGAGCAUUGCUAUUGCGAAAGCUUUUGCCAGCCAAAACGACUACAGGAUCAAUGCUAACCAGGAGCUGCUGGCAAUCGGUGUGACCAACAUCAUGGGCUCCUUCGUGUCAGCCUACCCUGUCACUGGCAGCUUUGGGAGGACAGCAGUGAACUCUCAGACUGGUGUUUGCUCUCAGGCAGGAGGGAUCAUCACCAGUGUCAUUGUGUUGCUGUCCUUGGCCUUUCUCAUGCCGGCCUUCUUCUACAUCCCCAAAGCUUCCCUGGCUGCUGUGAUCAUUUGUGCAGUCGCUCCCAUGGUGGAUUUCCGGGUUGUGGUCAAGAUGUGGAGGAUUCACAAGCUGGACCUGCUGCCGUUUUUUGUGACAUUCCUGAUGAGCUUCUGGCAGGUGCAGUACGGCAUCAUGGGAGGUGUGGCCAUGUCUGGAGUUCUGCUGCUUUACAACAUGGCCAGACCCCGGAUAAAGGUGUCUGAGCGUGGAGUGUUGGUGAUGGAGCUGGACAGCAGCCUCAGUUUUCCUGCCACGGAGUACCUCAGCCACAGGCUUCACACCCAGGCUCUGCAGGUGUCCCCCCCGCGGUCAGUGGUCCUGGACUGCCAUCACGUCAGCCACAUCGAUUACACGGUGAUCAGCGAGCUGAGAGACCUGCUGAGGCAGUUCAAACUACGAGAAGUGAAUCUGAUUUUUUCCAGAGUGCAGCCUUCUGUUCUGAAGGUUCUGCAAGCCGCCGAUCUGGAGGGCUUCAGGCAUUCGGACAGCGUGGAGGCGGCACUACAGAUGGAAGCAGCAAGUGUCGGCAUUGCAUAACAUCUACAGCUUUUUAAUGACAGCAGCGAUGGAAGAUUUUUGAUACUGGACAGACAGAAAGUGGCAAUAACUCUGACGUUUUGUAAACUAUUUGGAUUUAUUAGCCUGUUAUGACUGAAAGGAGAUUAACUACCUCCAGCGGCUGUGGAUGGACAGAAAGCGUCUCACUGAAGCUUUUAUCUGUGAGAUUGAACUUUGGAAGAUACUAGGGAGAUUACAGCACUACCUUAGUGUUGCAUAAGAACCUUGAAUCAUAAAGCGACAAAUGCACUGUCAUGGGAACAUUUUAUAUGAUGCAUGAGAAAGGGUAUCAAUCCAUGUGUUUUUUUAUAGCCCCCCAGUGCUGAUUGCAUUGAGCUGGAGUCUCUUGAGGUGAAAAGUGAGAUACGACACAGACAGAUUGCGUGGGUAGAUGAGAUUGUGAGGAUUGGUUAAGAUUUGCACAGACAGACAGAAGACCAGUUUAUUGCUACUAAAGAAAUUUAACAGGGGUGAAGCUGGAAGCUGGAAGUUCCCUGAGAAGUCAAUCCUAUGCACACACAGGGAGAACAUGCAAACUCUGCACAAUAUAGCAGUGUCUUGUCUUUGGGAUGAAUGUGACCUGUCGGACACCAAAUCUCAAUAUUUUAGAAGAAGAGGAACUGAAGCUUGAAGCUGACACAGAUAAUAUCGAAACUUGCUAAUAUAUAUGUCAAGUGAAAUGAAAGUUUUAAAAGUUGAAAAUAUUAAAUGUUUUCUAAUUCUUUUGUAUUAACAUUGACAUUUUAUAUGUAUAAAAUAUGAGAAAGUGAGAGAGAGAGUGUACUUUUUUUCUGUUUCACUCACCACAUUCAUGAAAUUUUCCUAAAUA